This is a messenger RNA of Penicillium alfredii, 2304 nucleotides long. It is a transcript of the gene crzA, whose product is annotated as putative C2H2 transcription factor Crz1. Gene Ontology annotation, cellular component: transcription regulator complex; PcG protein complex. NCBI's taxonomy places the organism in Eukaryota, Fungi, Ascomycota, Eurotiomycetes, Eurotiales, Aspergillaceae. The record is from RefSeq and is a predicted model, not a curated record. Gene Ontology annotation, molecular function: DNA-binding transcription factor activity, RNA polymerase II-specific; RNA polymerase II cis-regulatory region sequence-specific DNA binding. The transcript is spliced from 2 exons. The coding region runs from base 1 to 2304 and encodes 767 amino acids. Gene Ontology annotation, biological process: regulation of transcription by RNA polymerase II.
AUGGCUUCCCACGAUCAGUCCCAGAGCGCGGGCCCUUCCCCGAAAAAUAUGAAACAUCGCAGCGUGAGUCCGUCGCACCAUGGCCAACACGGACUCAGCGCGGACCCUUCCAUGGCUGCAUUUGCGCCCUCCUUCGACAACUCCAACUCCGACCCGAACAUCGGUGCCGACUCGUAUGGCUACUCCCCAAGUUACCUUUCCGGGCCACCCUCGGCGCAGACAUUGGCUCCCCCAACCAAUCAGGCCUUCCCUCCGAGUAUCAAUACCAGCAACAUGCCGAUGUCGCAGUCGUUCGAGGCGAGCCUGGUCAACCAGCUGGAGCAAUCCUCGUCCGGUCUCCGGCCGAUGCAGCCAGAUGAGAACUUCUCCAAUCUUCUCCAUUCCAAUUCGGCGGACGUGGAUUUCUCCCUCUAUCAGAACCACAGCCCCAACAGCGCCACAACGUCCGAGUACGACUCGCUACUGCUAGACCCCCAAAUGCACCAGCGCCAACAAUCAAUGAACCAAGCCAUCAACCCCGCCGACCUGGUCAGCCCAAUCUCGAACCCCUCGGCUUCCUCCCAUCACUCAUCGCAAGACCCGCAGCAUUCGUCGCCGGGCCCCAUGUCCCCCCCCGGGUCCACGCCGGGCACGUACUACACACCCCAGCAUUCGCGACACACCUCGCUAGAUCCAGCCACCGCGGCCUACCUUAGCGCCCAAUCGAACACUGAUUGGCAGUCUGUGGUGAACAACUCCGCUUUCCAGGGUCAUCGCAGGGCUCCCUCGGAGGUGUCGGAGGUUUCUUCGGCCAACCACUCUCCAUACCUAUCUCACCAUGAGUUCGAUGGGAUUGAAAACGAUACAUCCCCUUCCCUGGCGCCCCAGAACGACCCCACCCUCUAUGAAAAUACACUGGGGAUUGAAUCGUUCACACUGGUCGAGCAGCAGCAGCAGCAGCAGCAACAGCAACAGCAGCAAGGAUUUAGCCCUCUCCACAGCCCGUAUAUCUCGCCGCAAUUAGUGCCACAGCAGGGGCCAGAAAUGGUGCCGAGCGCGCCUUAUCUAUCCCCUGCUGUCACUUCUCCAUUCCCUUCUGCUCCGACCGACAUAUAUGGAAUGCCUGCAGACGACGGGAUGAAUGUCGCGCAACAGAAUACCGCCGAUAUUGGGCAAGCUUCUCAGAUGGCGCCUCCGUCGAUUAAUGUGGAGUUUGCUCCGCCGUCGCGGGAUCCAAGCUUUGGUCCCUCCAAGCCUACGACAGACCUAGACUCGCUGAGUCCUCCGGCCAUGCGAUCCCGCAUGCGCAGCAAAUCGGACCCUUAUACACACCCCGCUUCCCGUUCAAGGUCUCCCGCGACUUCGACGACGAGUCUUGAACCUCGAGCGCCUACCUCACCACGCUCGCUGUCACCUAUCGGGUCAGCCCACUCACGCAGUAAUCCCAGCUCGCGAGACGCGUCACCAUCUCGUUCUAACCGACGCCUUUCGACAUCCUCGAUUGAGAGUCGGAACUACAUCUUGGAUCUGGCCGAUCCCCAGCGGCCGGGGGCGGCGCCUGAUAAUUCCAGGCGAGUCCAGAAGCACCCGGCCACGUUUCAAUGCACGCUGUGCCCGAAACGAUUCACGCGCGCCUACAAUUUGCGAUCUCACCUUCGCACCCACACGGACGAGAGACCAUUCGUUUGCACCGUGUGCGGCAAGGCCUUCGCACGACAACAUGAUCGGAAGCGACACGAGGGCUUGCAUUCCGGGGAGAAGAAAUUUGUUUGUCGGGGAGACUUGUCCAGAAGCGGGCAGUGGGGUUGUGGUCGCCGGUUCGCUCGCGCAGAUGCUCUGGGUCGUCACUUCAGAUCGGAAGCAGGCCGCGUGUGCAUCAAGCCACUCCUGGACGAAGAAUCGCAAGAGCGUGAGCGUGUCCUUCUUGAUCACCAACAACAGCCACAGGCAUCCGGUCACCUCCAACCCGUCCCGCAACCAUUGGUCAUGCCCAGUGUCCCCGGAAUGGACAGCCAGACCUCGGGCAACUUUGUCCUACCGGCCGCGCUCCUUGCGCAGUAUCCUGCCCUCCAAACCUUGCAGUGGGACCAAAUCCCUGCGGCGGGUGAUGAGCCGGGUGAGAUUGGAGGCCGCAGCAGCUUCGAUGCCAGCUCUGGCGGCGAAUUCGGUUUCGACGAGGACGAGUCUGGUCUCAGCAGCGUCUCUGGGAUGAGUGGUGGCUACGGCAACACCCAGGGCAAUAUGUUUGGGGUCAACAACUCCGGCCAGAUGUUGGGUGUCAACCCAGGGGAUCCUGGGUAUUCCGACCAAAAAUGGGGUGGAUGA